ACGCACCUUCAGUCGUGCCCUGUGCCUCCAGCCGCGCGCAUCACGCCGCCGUCGCGUCGCGCGCGUCCAACGUGACAACGAGAGCCGAUAUUCCACGCGCGCGCGCGCCACGCCAUGUGAUUUCGCUUGCGUGCGAUCUUGCACACGAGCUUUCUUUUUGUUGUUGUUGCUGCUGCUGCUGCUGCUGCCGCCGCCGCCGUUGCCUGGCGUAAAGUGUGUCCACGCAGAGAGAGAGAGAGAGAGAGAGGAGAGCCCCGUGCGUUCACGAUGCUGUUGGUCGUGUUACUGGUGGCGAUCGCCCGAGCGCAAGGCUUAUCGACGAUCGCCAGCGAGGAGUUGCAAAAUCCCACUGUGCAGCUGCAGGAUUUCAGCUCUGGCUGCUACUUCUCGGCCGAGUACCAGGGCGAGUUUGUCAUGCAGGUGAGCAGUGGCAACAGCAUCGGCAACGUCCGCGGCAACCUCAACACCUUCGACGACGGUGAACCCAUCGUCCAGUACUCCACUAUCAAUAUCACCUUCAAUGCCAUACCCGUAUGGGGCUACUGUCACAAGAAGAUCGCCGAUAAAGUGCUGCUGAGAGACAGUCGAGGUGGCUACGGUGAAUGCAUGAGGUGCUUUCAACUGAUCCGACGCUCGCGUAACAUCGUCGAAGUAUUCUCUCAAGACCUGAACCGAUGUUACACAAACGAGAGCGGCGCGAUCGAAUCCUGUAAACAACUCAAUACAUCCGCCAUUCUUUAUCGUAGUAAAGAAAUUGGCGGCAUUGAGAUUCGGAAUGAAUACUGCCCUAUUGCCGGCAAGUAUCGCUUCAAGUACAGUGUCAAUUAUGAAUUCGACGGACUAGACGAUAAUAAUUCCGAAGGGAAAGACGAAUGCACUGCUUUUUCCUCGGACAUGAAUAAUUGUCCCGACGGCUCCCUACUUCAUCUUAAAUUCAAACGCUGCACCUUUGAGGAUCACGAAGUAAGCUUUGAAUGUCUUGGAAGUUGGCCAGCUUCUAGUUCAGAUACGAGCAGUGAAGGGCCUAGGUAUGUAGCUUUGUUGGACAAUAGAGGUGUGCCAGAUUUUGCUGGACCUGCCAAAUGGAGACGACCGCGAUACCGAUGUGGUCUGUACCAUGUUGAUAGCAGAACCUCUAGAAUAUAUCUAACAUUAAGCAGCGAUUCAAGCUGUAAUCAGAAUCUAUAUAAUUCUACUACUGGUUACGAGAGUCUAAUACUGAGUAAAACAACAACACAGAAGAAGAUUCCACCCUACGUCAUUAAGAAUUUGCAAUCGUUCCCUCAAUGGGCUCAAGGCGAAUGGCAAGAGACUCUCAUCGUAAAUGGAACGAUGACUUUCAAUGAUUUGAAUGGCUACAAGAGUUUCACGUUUGUCACGGUUGACUCAAAUGAUGAAACUGGCCAAUAUAUUGUUUUCUCUAGAGAUCAGUGCGAGCAAGAAGCGUACAUAUGUCUAAUCAUGAAGCAGCGAAGCGAAAAUGUUUUAGAAUUUGCAGCAGGCACUUUUUCUCUCCCUGUUUAUCAGCCGUAUUUAUGCAAUGAUACUAAUGACUUAUUGGAGAAGUCUAGUGCUGCUUGGUGGACAUUGUCAAGACUGGAACGUACGGUGGAGUCUCCGUGUCCAAUUACAGGAGAAUAUACUGGCGAGAUUAUCGACAUACCGGGAUGGUGUGCAGAGCUGAGCAGCAAUUGCAAUACCCGCCAAGUUAUGUACUAUAAAGUUUAUAACUGUAAUUCUGGAGAACUCUACGAAGAACGAACCUAUUUGUGUCUUGGACAAUGGGAAGAGAAAGGAGUAACGUAUUCCUACACGAUGAGGAAUGAUACAAGUACGAACGAAUGUUUUGUUGGAAAUAUAAUCAGUGACGAUGAAAUUUACAUUAAAGAAGCUGGUGAUUCAUGUUUACGAAACAUAGACCCGAGAACUGAAGGCAUGCGGCUUUCAAAAAAAGGUCAUUGUUUUGGCAAUUCAUCUAGUCCUGCACCUACAAUACCAACGACAACAACAACAAGCACUCAAGUUCCUAUAAUGAAGAUUACAACACCGAUAAAGUCAGUUGCUACCAGAUUACCGACCACUAUGAAAUCAAAUGAAAUGAGAAAAGGAGGACGUACAACGACUGAGAGAAUGCCACCUGUGAUGAGAUCAUCGUCGGACACACUUUGGAAAGACAAAUUAGUGAUACUGGGCCUAGUUUUUAUUUUUACAUGUACUAUUAAUUCAUUUUCCUACCAGGGAGUGUGACAAUACAUGCAAAU
Phymastichus coffea is the source of this 2261-nucleotide messenger RNA. RefSeq lists its product as uncharacterized. The transcript has 12 exons. The record is from RefSeq and is a predicted model, not a curated record. NCBI's taxonomy places the organism in Eukaryota, Metazoa, Arthropoda, Insecta, Hymenoptera, Eulophidae. Bases 268 to 2247 code for a protein of 659 amino acids.